Messenger RNA from Anneissia japonica, 5877 nucleotides. Its product is annotated as dual oxidase 2-like. Gene Ontology annotation, cellular component: NADPH oxidase complex; plasma membrane. Gene Ontology annotation, biological process: superoxide anion generation; response to oxidative stress; defense response. Lineage: Eukaryota; Metazoa; Echinodermata; Crinoidea; Comatulida; Comatulidae. The transcript has 31 exons. Bases 211 to 5184 code for a protein of 1657 amino acids. Gene Ontology annotation, molecular function: calcium ion binding; heme binding; superoxide-generating NAD(P)H oxidase activity. The record is from RefSeq and is a predicted model, not a curated record.
AUCAAGAGGACAGGCUCCUGUCACGUAUUCAGUGCUCAUUUGCAUUAUUGGGCUGGGCUUUAGAAUUACUUCACUGAUCAAAAUAAUUCUAGCUUGGGCGUCGAAGGUACUGUAUUUCAAAAUAAGUUCCUGCUACGACGUUGCAUCAAGCGUAAUCAAAGUGACGAAGAUAUAUAUUACUGUGAACAGAGGGUAAACAUAUCCUCAGCGAUGAGGCUUUAUUUCACUACUUGCGUGCUGAUCUUCUUAGUAAAUUGCACAGUGCUGAAUAAUGCACAGGAUACCGGUACGAUUAAUUCUACUGGAAUCAUGGGGACUGAAGCUGUAAGUUUAAGCGUAUCUACUACUGAAACAUCUACUAUACAGCAAACGGAAACGCCAGAAACAGUGUUCACAUCCAAGGGCAAGAGUACCACACAAACUACAACGGUUAAAGUGUUGACAUCCGAGGGAAACCGUACCAGACAAACUAUUCCUACAAGGGCUAUGCCUACAAGGGUUAUGCCUACAAGGGUUAGGCCUACUAAAGGUGCUGAAUAUAAUCAUUCAGAAGAGUAUCUAGCGGAACCUGAAGGCUAUGAUGGUUGGUACAAUAACUUAGCACAUCCAGAUUGGGGUGGUGCAGAAAUGGCUUUGACUAGAAGAAUACCCCCUGCUUAUGUUGAUGGUGUCUACUAUCCUUCAGGAGAAGAUCGACCAAAUCCAUUUACCAUUAGCGACAAUACUAUGUUUGGUGUAACUGGCAGUGGCUCUGUUUUAAAUAGAACAGCCUUUAUGACAUUUUUUGGUCAGCAAGUUGUUGAGGAGAUUCUUGAUGCCCAACGUCCUGGUUGUCCUCCAGAAUAUUUCAAUAUUCCAAUUCCAGAGGGCCAUCGUUACACAAAGUACAUACCUUUGAAGGAAAUGCCAUUUUUGAGAUCAAGAGUUGAUCAAAAUACAGGUUACAAUCCCAAUGUGCCAAGAGAACAGUUGAAUGAAAUCACACCAUGGAUGGACGGGGGACUAGUUUACGGAACAACAAAAGCAUGGGCUGAUGCGCUACGCUCAUUUAAAGAUGGAAAACUUGCUGGAGGAGAAUUUCCAGAGAAAAAUACAAUUGGUCUUCCAAUGGCAAACCCACCUCCUCCUGCCGAGUCUGCCGACCAUAAAUUACGUGAUGUUACACGAUUUUUCAAACUUGGAAAUCCAAGAGGUGAUGAAAAUCCAUACCUCCUUACUUUUGGGAUAUUGUGGUAUCGCUGGCACAAUUAUUGGGCCGAUGUCAUUAAAUCAAGAAACCCUGACUGGAAUGAUGAACAGAUUUUUAAUGAAGCGAGGAAAUGGGUGAUUGGAACAUAUCAGAAAAUCGUUUGGUAUGAAUGGCUGCCUGCAUUCCUUAACAUGGAUGAAGAAGAAAUGAACGAAAAUGCGUAUGACGGGUACAAACCGUAUAUUCACCCCCAAAUUAGCCACAUUUUUCAGUCAGCUGCGAUGAGAUUUGGCCAUACUCUUGUAGUACCCGGAGUAGCAAGGAGAAACGCAAGUUGCCAUUUUUAUACUACAACGACACACUCUAGCAACACACCAGAAGAUUAUGACCCAACUGGCAGGUACGGUGUGAGAACGUGCAAUUCUUUCUGGAACCCACAGCUUCCCAUUGAAGAAACUGGUUUUGAAAGUUUUCUUAUGGGUAUGGCAUCACAACUUUGUGAGCGAGAAGAUAAUAUCAUUACAGAGGAUUUGAGAGGUAAUGUAUUUGGUAGAUUGGACUUUUCUCGUCGUGAUCUCAUGGCUAUUAAUAUACAACGUGCUCGUGAUCAUGGCUUGCCAGAUUACAAUACUGCAAGAAGAGCUUACGGGUUGAAAGUCAGAGAAAACUUUAGAGAUAUCAACCCUCACUGUGAUAGUGACAAAGCAGCAAUUAAAUGUGAAGUGCUCGACAGGUUGAAUGAAACAUAUGGCGGUGAUAUUAGUAAAGUUGAUAUUUGGCCAGGUGGUCUACUUGAAACUACAAAUAAUGGACCUGGAGAACUCUUUCGUACUGUCAUCCUUGAUCAGUUUCGUCGAAUUCGUGAUGGUGACCGAUUUUGGUUUGAAAAUGAAAUCGGGGGCCCAUUCACUGAAGAGGAACGUCAAGAGAUUUGGAAUAUUACAAUAUUUGAUGUGUUAAUCAAUGCUACAAAUAUCAAUGAAGGUGAUAUUCAGCGGGAUCCUUUUCAUUUUUAUGAAGAUGAUGUAUGUUAUGAAGAAGCUUUGGAGGCGUUUGAUUUGACUUUAUCUGAGACUGAAUUGGACAACUGUACAGAUCCCUAUACCUUUGACUAUUUCAGAGGAAGUCAAGCGUCGUUUGUGUUAACAUUCUUAGCAGCGGGCGUGUGGGCAUGUGGAUGUGUUGCGCUUUUGUAUAUACUUUCUCGAAUCCGAAGGAAGGAAAUAAAUGAAUCAAGAAAGGCACAACGCAGAAAGAGUCGGAAGUCUGCUAAGGAAACAACCAAACUUUACGCGACAAGGGAAUGGUGUGGACAUGGUCAAGCUGAACGUCCAGUUGCUGUGCGUCUUGGACCAGGAAAGACUUUUGUUGUGCUAAAUGAUCGUGGAAAUAAAGUGUACCGUACAAUUGAUCUAACCAUUCAUCAAAAACUGACCUUCUUAGUCUGUCCGGAUCAACGACGAAAAAUGAUGGCUGUUGUUAUUGACAAAGAAUAUGAUCUUGUUUUAAAAUUUGAUACCGAGGAAGAAAGGAAUGCAUUUAUAAGUGAUAUUGAAUCCUUCUUGACUGAUCCUGCAGUAGGUGUUGGACGUGAGCGUCGUGAAGUUCGACAAAGUGAAAUGUUGCGAAUGGCCAACACUAAGGUCGAACGCCAGAGGACACUCGAACGUUUCUUUCGAGUUGCUUUUGCCCAAGCUUUUAAGCUUGACAUUGACCCACAAGACAUUACUGAACUGAGGUCAGACAUUGCUAAGGAUGUCUUGACAUGCGAAUUGACUAAACAAGAAUUUGCUGAAGCACUCUCUAUGAAACCGGAUUCUGUAUUUGUUGACCAAAUGUUUGAUUUGGUUGACAAGGACGACAGUGGCACAGUAUCUUUCCGAGAGUUUCUUGAUAUUAUUGUAAUCUUUGCACAAGGAAACCCAGACGACAAAUUAGAGUUGAUGUUCAAUAUGUACGAUGUCGACCACUCUGGUCUGCUGACACGUGAGGAAUUUAAAAAGAUGUUGAAAUCUAUGAUGGAAGUAGUAAGUGCUGAUUUGGAACCAACUCAAUUGGAAGAGGUUGUGCAAACAAUGUUCAAAUCUGCAGGAUUUGAAAGUAAAAAUGAACUUAGCCUUCAGGAUUUCAAUAUUUUGAUGGGUGAACAUAAAGAAGAACUCAGCAAUGCUGCUUUACAGAUUCAAGGUCAAGAUAUUAAGAAUGUUCAACCAGAUGUAAAGUCUGCUCCGCGUGGAACAGUUAUUCGUCGGGAGAACGCUCCACAACGAGCUCGUAAGACCAUUAUUAAAGCAUAUGCAAAGGGAAAUGCAGAUAGCAGCACUGCUUCCCAUGCCACCAGUGGUGGUGUUAAAGGAGGAAUCAAACGUCGCCAGACAAGAACGGUAGAGAUUGACACGGUAAAACAAAAUUAUCCCAACACCCAAUCUGAGAAGUUAUUCGGACGUAUUAAGCGCUUCAUUGAAAAUGAGAGACUGAAAAUAUUUUGGUUUGUUCUAUACACGUUGGUUUUGGGUGGAAUAUUUGCAGAACGUGCUUACUAUUAUUCGAUUGAACGUGAAUUUGCUGGUUUGCGUCGUAUUGCUGGUUAUGGUGUCACAGUCACUCGUGGAGCUGCAAGUGCCAUGAUGUUUACAUUUUCUUCUCUACUUGUCACUAUGUGUCGUAACUUAAUAACCAAGCUUAGGGAGACGUUUCUGCAUCGUUUCAUUCCAUUUGAUUCCGCUUUGGCAAUGCAUAAAAUCAUAGCAUUGUAUGCAUUAUUUUUUUCAGUGAUGCACACUAUUGGACAUGGCAUCAAUUUUUACCACAUCUCUAGUCAACCUCCAAAUGAUCUCACUUGCCUCUUUAGAGAUUUCUUCCAUAGAUCACAUGUCCUCCCCAAGUUUCAUUACUGGUGUUGGCAAACCAUUACAGGUUUUACUGGUGUUCUGCUGGUACUUCUGGCCUGUGUGAUUUAUGUAUUUGCAACUCAGUAUGCUCGCCGAAAUGUCUUCAAUUUGUUCUGGCUGACGCACAACACGUAUAUCAUAUUCUACAUAUUAAUGGUGCUCCAUGGAAGUGGACGAUUGGUGCAGCCUCCUUUCUUUUGGUUCUUCUUUCUUGGCCCUGCUAUCCUGUUUACUCUUGACAAACUGGUUAGCAUCAGUCGCAAGAAAGCGGAGAUCUCUGUUUUUAAAGCCGAAUUACUACCUUCUGAUGUUACAGGGUUGGUGUUUAAACGACCAACUAAUUUUGAGUACAAAUCUGGUCAAUGGGUGCGCAUUGCCUGCAAAACACUUGGAAGCGGCGAAUACCAUCCGUUUACCUUAACAUCUGCUCCACACGAAGAUCAUCUGUCUCUUCACAUUCGAGCUGUUGGACCAUGGACAACCAAUAUUCGUCAUACGUAUGAUCCAAAUACAGUUCGAGAGCAUCCUUAUCCAAAGUUGUACCUGGAUGGACCCUAUGGUGAAGGCCAUCAAGACUGGUACCAGUUUGAAGUAUCGGUACUUGUUGGUGGUGGAAUUGGCGUGACACCGUUUGCAUCAAUCUUGAAAGAUAUUGUGAAUAGAGCCAACACUAAUGCCAGGUUCCCUUGCAAAAAGGUAUAUUUCAUCUGGAUUACACGGACUCAGAAACAUUAUGAAUGGCUAUGUGACAUCAUUCGAGAAGUGGAAGAAAAGGAUACUACAGAUCUUGUCAGCACUCAUAUAUUUAUCACACAGUUCUACCAGAAAUUUGAUCUACGAACCACAAUGCUGUACAUCUGCGAAAGACACUUCCAGAAGAUAGCAAAUCGAUCACUUUUCACUGGUUUGCAAUCAACUACUCAUUUUGGUCGUCCAGACCUGCCAUCAUUCUUCAAUGCACUACAGGAUGAACACCCUGAGGUGUCAAAAGUCGGUGUGUUUAGUUGUGGGCCACCCGGAAUGACCAAUGGAGUGGACAGCGCUUGUUCGGAAAUGAAUAAGUUUGAUGGUGCUGCAUUUAUCCAUCAUUUUGAAAACUUCUAAUUUCAGCAAAUUGAUAAAUAUAUAUCAAUAGGAUUAUUGGUUGUGAUAGCAACUUACUGUUUUAAUAGUAUUUGGAUUAGUAGAUAGCAUCUGGAAUAACACUGGCCGAAGACGACAGCAAUAUCAAUAGGUGUGUCGUAAUGCUAAGGUUUGGCUCUUGUCAAAUCUUAAAAUUAUUUGAAUAUUUCAUAUCAUUCCGUUUAUUAGUUUAUAGUGUAUAGUAGUGUGUGGUUUAUGAGCAGUAGACAUGGACAUAAAAUAAAUGGAAAGCUGUUUAUAUUUACAACAUUUUUGUUGACUAUUAAAUGCAGACCAGUACCACGGAUAAUAAAAUGCAUUAGGCGAAAAAAAUAAUUAAGGAAUUAAAAUGAUUUUAUAUUCCAUAACUUAUCAUAUGACACUUGAAUUUAUAUUUUAUAUGUAGGCCUAUAUAUUUGUAGUUUUCUAUCUUGUUUAUAUUAUACAUCUACAGUAAUAAAAUCGUUUUAAAACGUUAAAAACUUUUAAAUUACAACUAUUAAUUGUUAAACAUAAAUAAACUCAAAGCGAAAUAAAAUGGCUAGUGUACACAAUAAAGUAAGAUAAAAUUAUAAAAUAUAUUUUUGUUUAUUAAGUAGGACUGUGUAUAAUUAUUAAUUUCCAAUAGUAGAAUUGUAUGACAAAUAAAGAAUUUCUAUCUACCUACAUGAUAAA